AUGACAGCUCCUUACACUGCUGGUAAAGGACGAUCUCGUCUUCCGAUUAACAUAACAAUGGAGCAUCAUUAUCAAGUUGAUUUAUUUAUAGCCGCAACUGAUUCACAACUACAUGAAAUUAAUAAUAGAUUUAAUAAGCAGAUGGUUGAUCUUCUUUCGCUAAGUUCAACAUUGGAUCCUAAAGAUACAUAUAAGUCCUUUGAUGUUGAUAAGAUAUGUCUCCUUGUUAGCAAACAUUACCCUGAGGACUUCUCUACUCAAGAGAAAUGUCGACUUUCUUUCGAGUUGGAACAUUUUUACUUGGAUGUUCAGAGGAACCCAAAGCUACAAAAUGUGUCCACCUUAACACAACUCAUCAAGGUAUUGGCAAACACAAGAAAAGCUACUACUUCAUAUCCUCUUGUUGAUAGGUUGAUCCGUCGUAUUUUAACUAUCCCAGUCUCAACGACGACAUGUGAACGCGCAUUUUCAGUAAUGAGCAUUGUCAAAACUACUCUUUGGAAUCAAAUGAAGGAUGAUUUUCUUAGUGACAUUUUAGUAGCGUACAUUGAAAAGUGGAUUUAA
This is a messenger RNA of Chenopodium quinoa (quinoa), 564 nucleotides long. RefSeq lists its product as uncharacterized. Bases 1 to 564 code for a protein of 187 amino acids. Gene Ontology annotation, molecular function: protein dimerization activity. Lineage: Eukaryota; Viridiplantae; Streptophyta; Magnoliopsida; Caryophyllales; Amaranthaceae. The transcript is spliced from 2 exons. The record is from RefSeq and is a predicted model, not a curated record.